Blepharisma stoltei is the source of this 486-nucleotide messenger RNA. NCBI's taxonomy places the organism in Eukaryota, Ciliophora, Heterotrichea, Heterotrichida, Blepharismidae. The record is from the annotation of a GenBank genome assembly.
AUGGCUGAAGUCAAACUUAAGCUCCAAUCUCAAGAAGGCCAAACCUUCGAAGUCGAAGAAAGUGUUGCCUGCAAGUCUCAGCUCAUCAAAAACAUGGUCGAGGAUUCUGGCACUGACGAAGAAAUCCCACUUCCAAACGUAAAAGCUGCAAUCCUUGAAAAAGUGAUCGAAUAUGCCAGACACUAUAAGGAUUCUGUUCCCCCAGAAAUCGAAAAACCUCUCAAAUCUGCUGUCAUGCAAGAAGUGGUGCCAGCUUGGGACGCUGCCUUUGUUGAGCUUGAGCAUGAGAUUCUUUUUGAACUUAUUUUAGCCGCAAAUUAUUUGGACAUAAAAUCUUUGUUAGACUUGUGCUGUGCUAAAAUUGCUUCCAUGCUGAAAGGAAAAACACCAGAAGAAAUAAGAAGAACGUUUAAUAUUGAAAACGACUUCACCCCUGAAGAGGAAGCACAAGUGAGAGAAGAAAAUAAAUGGGCUGAGAUGGAAUAA